This is a messenger RNA of Oreochromis aureus, 2962 nucleotides long. RefSeq lists its product as uncharacterized. The transcript has 2 exons. Bases 711 to 2042 code for a protein of 443 amino acids. The record is from RefSeq and is a predicted model, not a curated record. Lineage: Eukaryota; Metazoa; Chordata; Actinopteri; Cichliformes; Cichlidae. Gene Ontology annotation, molecular function: zinc ion binding; nucleic acid binding.
UAGAGUCAAGUUAAAUCCCGCUAAAUGGGACAUUGGCGCCACCUACUGUUGAAAAAGUCACCCUGCACCAUUCACACAGGGCAAGGGAUUCUGGGUAAUCCUCAGAAUAAUGGCGGAUUCCUGCGAGACCUUGUGCUGCUUGCCCACGCCAUUAAAAGAGAGCAUUCUAACCUUUGCCUUUUUGUUGUGAAUGCAGGUAUGUGACUGUGCCACACUGUUUAGAGAAUUUCAAAUUGUUUCAUGUACAGUUUUGAAAUAUAUUUCUGUAUUCCUUUCAUUUCGGAAAUUUAACAUGCAAUGUUAAUGCUGUUGAGCUUUUUCUAUUCUGGUUGUAUAAAUUUACCACUAUACGAUCACACUGCAAGUUGAAAUGUAAUCCUCAGAAUAAUGGCGGAUUCCUGCGAGACCUUGUGCUGCUUGCCCACGCCAUUAAAAGAGAGCAUUCUAACCUUUGCCUUUUUGUUGUGAAUGCAGACCAGAGAAGACACUACACAGAGGUCACAUUGGUGCCGUGACUCGUUCAUGACGCUGCUGGAUCGGGCUGGUGUCUUCUCGUCGCAGCAUCAUCUUGGAGCAUCGGCUUCCCUAUUGUUUAGACUGUUGGGUAACGGAAUCAAACUUUGGGGACUGUUGGAUAUACUUUCAUAUUGGCUUUGUAUAUUGCCGUAUUGUAUUAAGCCGGUCUUAGCUCUUUUCAUAUCCUGCUAGAUAUGGAUCUGAGUGACUCUGAUGACACCCCAAAUGUGACUCCCCUUGGUGUGGGUAGGGGUAGAGGGUUCACAACUGUUCCUUUUUCACUGGGUGACUGUCGGGUGGGGCAAAGAGAAGCAGAUAGUUCUUGUGGGCUUGUGGCUGAGUCGCAGUCAGUACAGUACACUAAGGCAUCUACCUCAGACCCCCCAAUAACUGAUGUGAGUCUAGUCGACCAAAUGAACGACAUUGUGCAGCAAAUUGGGCAACGCCUGGCUGAUAGCAUUCUGUCACACCUGACUCUGCCACACACUUCCAGCCCUGCAUCUGCUACAUAUACAUGUCCUGAGGGGGCGCAUGAAACAACGGAUCUCCCCUCCAGCCGCUCAUUGGACCUCUCUCAAGUCCAGCUGGUGGCUCCACGACAGGUUAAAGACCCACCUGUGUUUCGGGGGGAGAGUUCGGACUCAUUGUCUGUUGAUGAGUGGCAGGAAGCCAUGCAGAGUUACAUAAAGAAGAGUGGCAUUGUCCCAGAAAACCAAGCUGAGGAGAUUUUGAUGCAUCUGAGAGGCAGGGCAAAAGAUGUUGUGAAAUUUGGUGUGAGGAAUGGUGGAAUUGAUGUCCAGCAUAAUCCACAAGCUAUCUACAGACUUCUGCACAAACAUUUUAGUUCCACCCAGUGCUCAUCUGUGCCUCUGGCUGACUUUUAUUCCACCCUGCCGAAGGACCGGGAGGAUCCAUAUGAGUAUUGGCUGAGGCUGAACAAGGCUGCUGAUGUUGUUGGCAACUGUCUUAAGGAGCAGGGGAAAUCUUUUGAGAACUCUGGUGUGGAGGUUGCACGCAUGUUCAUCAGACACUGCCCCUGCAGAGACUUGGCUCUUAUUUUUAGAACCAAAACAUGUGAUAAAUGGUCAGCUCGUGAAGUUCAGGAGGUGCUGGAUGAGUAUCACCUGGGAAAGGGGUUCCAGUCUCCUCCACAGAAGGGUAACUGUGUCUAUGUGAGUAAAGCAGAGGUUAGCACUAAUGCUGCUCCUUGCUUGGCUGACCAUGAGCAGAGACCAGCUGUGAGUCAGGAUGGCCCUGCUAUUGAGAGGUUGAUCAGCAUGCUAGAGAAGGUGCUGCUUCAAGGCCCAGGCUAUGCUCGGGCUAAUGCCAGGCGACAGAGUGCCCGACUUCCGAGAAUACCGGGCUUGGAUGACACACCAUGUUCCAUCUGCAGAGAUGGCUCCCACUCCACACUCACGCACUGUCGGGAGAACAGAUUGUGCUUCCUGUGUCACCUACCUGGUCAUUCAAGACGUAACUGCCCGGAGGGCAAGUGUCCUCCUUCCAAUGGUCAUCAGGGAAACUGAAUGAUCUGCGUGGAGGGGAGGACAGCGCAGAUCCAGCAAGUAAGCCUCCCACCUUGGACAUGUCUGAUAUUAAUGAUUAUGACACUUUGUAUUCCACUUACAGUGGUAUCGUCCCACCAAAUAAAACACUGGUUGCACAGGGCUUGCAUAGGCUCUCAAACACUGAUAGCUUAUUCUACUCUGCAGUGACUACUAGUAGUGGACAAGUUCUUAAAGCAUUAGUGGACAGUGGAUCUAUGGCGUGCACCAUAAGUGAGACAGUGGAUGAGAAACUUUCGCAAUCAAUACCUGAUAUUGAGAGACGUUCAGCUGAAGACAUUGUCAUUGUUGGUUGUGGGGGUCACCUUGUUACGCCUUCUGCUAUGUAUGAUCUUACAGUAUCAAUAUAUGGCUUUAAGGUGGUGAUUCCCGUUCUGGUGGUUCCGGGUCAGGCUGAUGACAUGAUUCUGGGCAGCAAUGCGAUAAAGUGGCUUAUUUCGCAGUUAAAAAUGACUGUUGGUACCCAGGAUGAUGCUUUUCCUCAUUUGGCAACUUUGCUAUCCUAUUCUGAUGACUGUAGUGGCAGAGCAAUGCCUCCAAGUUUUGGCACUGCAAAGCUUAAGAGACGCGUCACCUUGCAGCCCUUGUCUGAACAUUUAGUGUGGGCUAAGCUGCCUGCUCCUGAUGCUUCAGCGGUGGGGAGUGCUGUCAUUAUUGAACCCACUCAGUCUCGAUCCAAACCUGCACAAAUCCUAGUGGGGCGAGUUGUCACUUCCUUGUUUGGGGAUGGCUGGGUCCCUGUUAAAGUGGUGAAUCCCUCCGAGAAGCCCCUCACUCUCAGGAGAAAUGCUAAGGUUGCUGAUGUGUCCCCCUGUCUUUCUGUGCAGGACUUACCUGAACCUGUUCAAAUUCGAUCCAGUACACAAUACACACAGAACUCG